CACUGGGUUCUCUGUGUGGGAGGCGUUGCCUGACGUCAGUUGGCGGGGCCGGUUUGUUGGGCUCGCUUACUCGGCCGAGCUCGGGUUCGCGGAGCUGAGAGGCCGGGAUAGGAGCCGGAGACAAAGUUACCGCAACUCGAGGUGAGUUUUCACCCAGAGCCUUUGGAAGGGGAGCUCCCUCGGGGCUGGUUCGCUGGAGGAUCGGCCGCCUGGCGCUGGCGGAGGCUCUGGGACGGUUUUAAAUGAUGCACAGAAUCUAAAAGCAGUGCAGAUGAUUUGAUGAUUGGGACAAACUAUUUCUGAGACAAAGGCUGAAGGAAGCGAAGAGGAAGGAUGAGUCUGCUAAAACCUAGUGGGCUAAAAGCUCCUAGCAAGAUUGCCAAGCCAGGGAGCACUGCAGUGAAGCAAGCUGCUUCUUUACAAUCAUCAACAAAAACGUCACCUGCAGAGAAGUCAAGCGCGCCCACCACAGAGGCACAGGAAGAAUUUGUGGACGACUUUAGAAUUGGAGAGCGCAUCUGGGUAAAUGGUAGUAAACCUGGAUUCAUCCAGUUCCUUGGCGAGAGUCAGUUUGCUCCAGGCCAGUGGGCUGGAAUUGUUUUGGAUGAACCAAUUGGUAAAAAUGAUGGUUCAGUUGCUGGUGUUCGAUAUUUCCAGUGUGAACCAUUGCGUGGAAUAUUUACAAGACCUUCAAAACUGUCUCGAAGCCCACUGACAGAUGGUGAAGCCAAUGGUUCACAGACUCGUGCAGCAUCUGUUUCCAGAGCCACUUCACCAACAUCUACAUCAGCUAGUAUUGCGACUGCUCCAUCUACGCCAACUGCACAAAAAGCAGCAUUAGGUACACCAGGUGCAGCUCAGGAAUCUGCAACAUCUUCAGCCAUGACAAAUCUCUUAAAAACAGCAAGUGAAUCCGUGUCAAACCUUUCAGAAGCUGGCUCUGUUAAGAAGGGAGAACGCGAAUUGAAGAUCGGAGACAGAGUCCUGGUUGGUGGUACAAAAGCAGGAGUAGUGCGCUUCCUGGGCGAGACUGACUUUGCUAAAGGGGAAUGGUGUGGAGUGGAACUGGAUGAACCCCUUGGGAAGAAUGAUGGAGCUGUGGCUGGAACCAGAUAUUUUCAAUGCCAGACAAAGUAUGGUCUGUUUGCACCAGUUCACAAGGUUACCAAAAUUGGAUUUCCCUCGACGACACCAGCUAAAGCCAAGACAGCCGUACGAAAAAUGGUAGCAACCCCAUCAAAUCUCAAGCGCAGUCCUAGUGCAUCAUCCAUCAGCUCUUUGAGUUCCAUAGCAUCUUCUAUCAGUGGUAGACCUAGUCGUUCAGGAUUGCUAACAGAAACAUCCUCACGUUAUGCAAGAAAAAUUUCAGGCACCACUGCAUUACAGGAAGCUUUAAAGGAAAAGCAGCAGCACAUUGAGCAGCUUCUGGCUGAACGAGACCUGGAAAGAGCAGAGGCUGCUAAAGCAACUAGCCACGUGGGAGAAAUUGAACAGGAGCUUACAUUACUUCGGACAGGUCAUGAACAGCAUGUGUUGGAGAUGGAGACGAAGAUGGACCAGUUACGAGCACUGGUUGAGGCUGCGGAUAGAGAGAAGGUGGAGCUGCUGAACCAGUUAGAAGAAGAAAAAAGGAAAGUGGAAGACCUUCAGUUCCGUGUUGAAGAAGAGUCCAUUACCAAAGGUGAUUUAGAGACGCAGACCAAACUGGAGCAUGCCCGCAUUAAGGAGCUUGAACAGAGCCUGCUCUUUGAAAAGACCAAAGCUGAAAAACUCCAGAGGGAGUUAGAAGACACUAGGGUGGCCACAGUAUCUGAGAAGUCUCGGAUUAUGGAGCUAGAAAGGGAUCUUCUGUCACGCACGAAGGAGGCCUCAGAGCUUCGACAUAGACUCAUGAGCACUGAAGGUUCAGGUAGUGUGGAUAAUACCUCACCUCCCUUGGAAGAAAUCAACUGUAUGCGAGAUAAGCUUACAACAAUGAGCAAAGAACACCAAAUAGAACUUAAUACACUCAAAGAAAAACUUGAAACCUCAGAAGCAGCCCACCAAAAGGUAGUUCAACAACUGCAAGCUACCAGUGAAAAAAUAUCCAAGGAGAAUGAGACUCUCAAGUCCAAAUUGGAUCAAGCCAAUAUUGAAAAUUCAGAGGUUAUUAACCUGUGGAAAUGUAAGUUGGAGUCUGCAAUUGAAUCUCAUCAGCAAGCCAUGGAAGAACUCAAAUUUUCUUUCAAUAAAGGAGCUGGUGCCCAAACUACAGAACUUCUAGAAUUGAAGAGUACCUUAGAAAAGCUUAAAGCUGAGCAUCAAAUGGAACUUGAGAAUAUUAAAAUUAAGCAAGAUUUUGAAAAGUCCAACUACCUAAAAGAGACUGAAAAGCUAGAAUCCCAGUUAUUAGCAUUCACUACAGAGAAGGAGAAAGAUAUAGAAAUUCUGAAGUCUCAGCUGGAAUCUGCUACAAAUCAACACCUGGUAGAGAUGGAAGAGACCUUGGCAAAGCUACAGGAGACUCAACUGAAGGUAAACGAACUGCAAGUGUUGCAGGCUAAGUGCAAUGAACAGGCACAAAUUGUAGAAGCCCUAACAGCUAAGGUGACAACAGCUGAAGAGAAGGUGAUGGGAUAUGAAUUGCUGCAAGAAGCUGAGUCACAAGGUAAAGAGGAACUCAAAAGACUUGAAGAGAAGCUUAUGGUAGUUGAGUCACAAAUGAAAACCAGUGAAGCUUUAAAACUUUCUGAAGGUAGCAAGGUUACUGAUUUGACCAAACAGCUUAAGGAACGAGAUCAGUCAGUUACUAAUCUGGAACAAAACUUGGCUGUAAUGAGCCAGGAUAAGCAAAUUUUGGAACAGCAGCUGCAGUCCAUGAAAGAAAAACUUGACAACACAUCGGAGACGCAGCAGAAACUACAGCAGACUAUACAAGAUACACUUGCUGAACUGAAUAUGAAAGAGGAGCGGAACACUUCACUUUCAUCUGAAUUAGUGGAGCUAAAAUCUCAACUUUCUGCCGUGGAAAGAAAAAUAAAAGUUGAAGAGGAAAAGGCUGAACAACUAGCUCAGGAUAAAUCCAAACUUGAGAACACCAUCUCUGAGAUGAUGAAAUCUUCAGGGGAUAACUCUGCUCAGCUCACAAAGAUGAAUGAAGAGCUGAAAGAAAAAGAAAGGAAGCAGGAUGAACUUCAAGCUCUGUAUCAUCAAUCCAAUGAAAAGAUUGCCCGUUUACAGGAAAAUUUGGAGCAACUCACAUGUAAAACAGAACAGACUCAGCAGGAGGAGCUACAGAAACAUCAGCUUGAGCUUAAAGCAAUGCUGGAGAAAAUGACAGACCUGAAAAAGCAGGUGGAGAUGUACAGUGCACACAACAAAGAGCUGCAAACCACUCAUGAGAAAGCCCUUUCAGAAAUAAAUACCAACAAUGAUGCACUAGUGAAAGGGCUGAAGCAGGACCUAGAGGAAACCAAACAAGCACUGAAGAGCACUGGGGAGAAGAAUGAUGAAAGGGAAAAACUGGUAGAAGAAUUAAAGCAGCAAGUAGAAGAGGUCCAGUCUUUAACCAAUGAGCUAGCAGCAGCCAAAACUCAGUGUGUGCAAAUAACAGAGGAUAUGAGAGCUUUGAAGGGGGAUAAAGAAAAGAUGAUCCAGCAAGCAGAUGCACUAAAAUCUGAGAAAGAGUCCAUAUUCUCUGAACUUUCAGAGCUGAAGUUACAGUGUAUUUCCCUGCAGAAAGAGCAGCAAGUGUUAGAAUCAAAGAAUGAGGAUCUCCAGUUGGAAAAAACAGCAUUUUUAAAAGAAAGGCAGGAUUUUGAGUGUAAACAGCAACAACUUGGUCUGGAAAAGGAAGCUAUAAAGACUGAAAAAGACCAGUUUCUCAUGGAAAUCAAACAUUUGCAGCAGCUACUUGAUAAGUUAACAAAAGAAAAUGAAGACCUCCAAGUCUCACAAUCCAACCUGAGUAAAUUACUGGCAGAAGUUCAGAUAAGCAACAAAGUAACAGAAUGUGAACGAACACAAUUGCUUCAAGAAAAGGAAGAGUUGUUAUCGGCCCACAGGAAAGUGAUUACAGAAAAAGAAGAGCUUGCAAAAGAAAAAGACAAGAUUACAGAAGGUUUUCACAAGUCAUGUGCAGAGACAGCCAUUGCUCUUGAGAAGCUGACAAAAGAAAGAGAUGGUCUGAUGGUGGAAAAAAACUCGCUUUUACUGAAAUACUCGAAGCUUGAAGCUCAGUGUGAAUUUUUAGCUAAGGAGAAAAAUCUGCUGCAAUCAGCAAGUGAUGAAUUUGCAUCUGAAAAAGAAACUCUUCAAAAAGAGAAGAUAGAUCUUAGUUUAAGUUUGCAGAAGACUAUCCUUGAAAAACAAACCUGCAUUAAAGAAAGGGAUCAACUACAGAAUAAUGAAGAUCUUUUGAAAGAAGAACUAGAAAAAUAUGUGAAGGAAAAUGCGGAACUUAAGGUCUCAACAUCCAGCCAGUCAAAACUCUUGGAUGAAAUUAGGAAUAGCAGUGAGGUAACAGACUCUGAACGUCUCCAGCUGCUCCAAGAGAAAGAAGUGCUAACUACAUCGCAGAGAAAACUUACUGUAGAAAGGGAUGAGCUUGCUAAGGAAAAAAUGGAGUUGAUUGUAAAGCUGCAGAAAUCAAUUGAGGAGGCAGCCAUUAUCGAGAAGAAGCUGAGCGAAGAGAAGGAUGCCCUGAAAACAGAAAAAGAUUUACUUUGGCUGAGGCAGUCACAGCUUGAAACUCAUUGUGAAUCCUUACAAAAGGAGAAGGAGACCUUGGAAUCAAAAAGCAAUGUGCAAUUGUCAGAAAAUGAAUCUCUCUUGGGCAAGAUAGCCAAAAUCAAAUCGGAGCAACAGCAGGUAGUCUCUGAAAAUACAGCCAGAGCUGCAGAACGGGAUCAGCUCCUCAGCAACAUUGAGUUUUUAAAGAAAGAGCUUGACAAAAUGACCAAAGAAAAUGGAGAGCUCCAGGUCUCAAAAUCAAAUUUGUCUACACUUUUGGAUGAGAUUCAGAACUGCAAAAACGUUGAGGAUUCGGAGAGAUUCUGUUUGUUGCAGGAAAAGCAGAGACUGGCAGCUGAACUUAAGGAACAGUGCUCUGAAACAGAAAACCUUAUUGCACAGAGGGAGGAAUUAGAAAAAAAAUAUAAUAAAUUAAAUGAACACAUGAGAGCAUUUGAGAACCAACUAAUACAAGACAGGAAUGCAGAAAAACUGGAAAAAGAGUGUCUCAUUAUGGCUCAUUUAAAACUUGAAAAUAAUUUCCAGCUAUUACAGAAAGAAAUGGAUGUUCUUAAAGCUAAAAAUGAUGAACUAUUUUCAGAAAAAGAUGUGCUAGUUACAGAAAAAGAGGUUAUAGAUGCUGAAAAAAAGAAGUCUGCUAGUGAGAAAGAAGACCUAACAGUUGAGAAAAAUUGGCUGGUGUCCAAUGUUGAACAGCUGAAGAAGGAGCUUGAUAUAUUAAUGAAAGAAAAAGUAGAGAUUGAGGUUUCACAAUCAAAUCUUUUGCGACACUUGGAUGAACUUCGCAGUAGCCAGGAGGUAUGUGACUUGGAUUGGUUAAAGCUACGGGAAGAAAAGGAUAAUUUACUAGCAACAGUACAAAAGCUACACAUAGAAAAAGAAGAGCUUGUUCGAGUGAAGGACAAGCUAGCUGAAUCCCUCUGCAGGGUACGUGAAGACGCUGCUCAAGACAAUGGAGAAGCUGAAGCGAAACUCCAACAGCUGCUAUGUGAAAAGGAGGUAUUGCUGAAACAUGAAGAGGAUCUUGCUUCCAAAAUAAAAGAUCUUCAGGUUCAUCAGAAUAUUACUUUAUCAGAGAAAAUUGAGGCUUCAAAAAAAGUUGAAGAGGCUGGACUGUUAUUAGAGCAGGUUAUGAAGGAGAAGAACAUACUAGACCAACAGAAGACUGAAACUUUGAUACAAUUGGAAGAAUCAAGGCUGAAAAACCAGAAGCUUCAAAAUGAGCUGGAAGCUCUUACGGAACAAAACAGUAAAUGCCAAGAAGAUUUGAACCACUCAAAACAGCAGCUCAGCUCUGAGAAUAAGAGAAUAGGAAGUCUUUGCAAAGAAAUAGAGGAGCUGAAGCUGGCAGCAGCCCAGAAGUCCCAGCAGCUGGCAGCACUACAUGAGGAAAACGGCAAACUUGCAAGCGAGCUGGGCAGAAGCAAGGACGAAGUCACCAGUCAUCAGAAGCUCGAAGAAGAGCGAUCUGCACUCAAUAAUCAGCUACUAGAAAUGAAAAAGAGAGAAUCUUUAUUAAAGAAAGAGUUUGAUGAAGACAAAAAAUCCUUACAGAAAUCCAUCACUACUACUAGUGCCUUGAUCACAGAUAGAGACAAAGAACUAGAGAAGCUCAGGAACGAGAUCGCAGAGUUACGAAAUGAAAGUGCCAUGGCAAAAAAGUUGCAUUCGGUAGUCCAGUCGUUGGAAUCCGACAAAUCAAAACUUGAACAAAAGGUGCAGAAUUUGGAGAAGAAAAUCAACGAUAACAAGAGGCAGCUUGACAAUGUCACAUCCUCUUCAGGUGAACCAGUCAUUGAAAAACAAAGAGAAGGAAAUGAUUCAGCCGAGAGCCAGCAAAUGAUUGAUUUCCUGAACUCUGUAAUAGUGGAUUUACAAAGGAAGAAUGAAGAACUGAAGGCAAAGCUAGCACAGAUGGCUGAAGCAUCCCUUAAUGGCAAUGAUGCUACUGAUAUAAAUAAUUUUGGCAGCUUGGAUGAGACACAAACGAAGAAAAAACUACCACCUCGUCUCUUCUGUGAUAUCUGUGACUGCUUUGACCUCCAUGAUACAGAGGAUUGUCCCACGCAAGCACAGAUGUCUGAAUUUCCUCCACAUACUACUUACCAUGGCAAUAGAAAUGAUGAGCGCCCCUAUUGUGACACCUGUGAGGUUUUUGGGCACUGGACGAACAGCUGCAAUGAUGAUGAAACCUUCUAAUGCAAUACUGGAAUGCAGACAUGAUCUGCAUUGUUUGUUUGAAUUUGCAAUUUUUUUUUUGCUUUCCUUUUCUGCUUAACCAUUUUUUCUCCUGUCCUAUCAUUACUCUGUCCUUUCAUUACUCUGUCCUUUCAUUACUCUGUACUGCACAUUCGUUUAACUGCAUUUGUUACGGUUUCAAUAUCAACUAACUUGAAAAAUAACUUAUACAGAACAAAUAUUACGUUUGGAUUUAAGAUUCAAUGUAUAAAAAAUCUUGUAGCAUUUAAAACUAUCUGCUUCUGAAUGUCAGACUUUAGUCUGUGUAUAAAGAGAGUGUGGACAUUAUAUUGUUUUUCAUACUGUAUGUAAAAUAUGUGGGAAAUUAGGCUUAUAAACGUGUAUAUACCUUGAUUUAUUUUGCCCAAAAGUAAUUUACUCAGAAAUCAGCAUAAGGAUAUGUUGAAUAUUUUUCCUCUGUUUCUAAGUUUGGGUUUUGAAAUGAAUGUAUAGUAUUACAGUUGUUGCAGGGGAUGGCAUAUGUAAAGACAGUAUUAACCCAAACACUGUGUACUGUGUCAACUUUAAUAAAUUAUUACCUAUGA
Carcharodon carcharias (great white shark) is the source of this 7514-nucleotide messenger RNA. RefSeq names its product CAP-GLY domain containing linker protein 1a (gene clip1a). The coding region runs from base 334 to 6930 and encodes 2198 amino acids. Gene Ontology annotation, biological process: cytoplasmic microtubule organization; positive regulation of microtubule polymerization. The transcript is spliced from 27 exons. NCBI's taxonomy places the organism in Eukaryota, Metazoa, Chordata, Chondrichthyes, Lamniformes, Lamnidae. Gene Ontology annotation, cellular component: microtubule plus-end; nucleus; cytoplasm. Gene Ontology annotation, molecular function: microtubule plus-end binding. The record is from RefSeq and is a predicted model, not a curated record.